GAAACAGCCGAACUACUUACGUAAAGAAACGACUCCUUUUGUAAUGAAUCCACCCUUAACCUACAUGAAACAUUUUUAAAGUUCGGAUAUUUUAUUGUUUUAAGUCAAAAGGAAGGCAGUUAAUAAGUGUCUAACAAUGUGGGUAAAGGCCCUGAUUGGUUGCUGCUUGCUGGCUGUUUGUUAUGGUCAAGACACGAGUGUAUGCACUAGUGCUGGAAUAACACCACCCCCUAGCGUCAGUGGUCAGACACCUCCAUUGAAGCCCAACAUAUCUGCCCAGUUCCACACACGUAUAGAAGUCGUCAUUAAGAACAAGAACCAGACACAGACGUUCCAUGAAUGGUUUGAUUCCACCAACAAUAGAGGCUACAUGGAACAGAUCUAUGAAACCAUCAACUACGGAGCUUGGUACGACUACGCCACCAAUGAAUUCAUCGGUCUGUUCCGCAAUGCCGCACCGGGCACCCCUGGCGCUUGCUCGGUCACCGACCUGAGCACCUCUGACCAGCGAUAUUUACUCGGGUACCAGGUAGUGAACAAUCAACCAAGGAUUUUCUCUGCUGCCGGGGCGCUGCAUUGGGCAGGACAGAAUAUUAAUGAGGUGUACAUGGGUCAAACAACGAUUCGAGACAUUAAAGUUGAUUGGUGGAGGUCCUGUCAAUAUUGGGCGAACAUGGAUGCCACGAUGCUAGUAGACUGGUAUUUCACAGUUCGAGACAAUUGGGUGGCGGCGGCUGACGCCACAGUUCCAGUCCAGUGUCACGUGACAGGAACUUCAACCCAGAAAGGAAAACACUCCUUCGAACACUACUAUAACUUCUACGAGUUCAGGCCUUACAUAAAGCCCGACGAAACAAGAGUCUUUGAGACCCCGUCCGGAAUCGUCUGUCCUGGACGCAAGUUGACCCAGAAUUUCCCAACGGUUGCCAACGACGCCUUCUCCUUCACCACCGAGAUUUUAGAUGUCACGAACAACCACCUCUCUUUCAUGAAGGAGACGUUUUUCUACAGCCAGAAGCUGGUGAAAUACGAAUAUAGACCACAGCUCGGAGACUAUGCGCCGUAUGGCUACAACGACCUUAUAGAGAUACAUGACUUCCGAUCAGGCGUGGCUUACGUCACCGACAAAAGGCGUGGCAACUGCAGCUACAGGCAGAUCGAGGGUUCUGACUUCGAUGACAGAUCGAGUGGACCAAACACAGUCAGAAUAAGGAACUCCAAAGAGUUCUUCUACUUUGAUGUCUCAAAGAAGGCUACCUCAUAUGAAGGCGUCAAAAAGAACCGGAACGUCGACUGUGACACGUGGAUUGCGACAAGGUCCGACUUCCCGUUCACCUUCCCAUCCAACUCCACAUGGGAGUGGUAUUUCGCUUCGAACAACUGGCAAUUUGCGAAUGCGGGUCCGGAAACUGGAGCCAUCCCGAUGCAGAUGAGAAUCUCCAUACCAGAUCGGAGCUGGAACUUUCAGUAUAAUCUGUACAACUUCAAGAAGGACAAGCCGGACCUCCUCAACUUCGACAUCAGUGGGUGCUACCCGAUUGGUCAACGGAGAAAGUUCCAGUUCAUGUUAAAUGUCACCAGUGACGUGAAAUCUUUGAUCUCCUCAAACAUGGGGACGUUUAAGUAUUACGUGCUCCAGUCUGUCGUGUCAGCUACCGGGGUGUCGCCUGUCAGAGUUGCAAAUUUGCAGGCCUUCAUUGUUGACGUCAUCAUUGUGACGUUUGAACUGCUGGACGUUUCACCAAUCACAGGCGAUGUUAAGAAGAGCACCUCGUACACGGAAGUGACGUUGAAUUACGCAGCCAAUACGGUGGCUCAAAUGAUUCAGAAUGGGCAGUUCGUGGUUUCCCUUGGUGGGGAUGUGUUUAUGAAUAAAGCGCUGGUAGCCAUACCGAACAGUAUUGUGGAGAUUACAUACCUGAACCAGACGACAACCGUGCAGAACCAGAAACAGACCGGAUAUGGCCCAGGUCCAAUGGCAGCCGUUGGAAUAACGAUGCCUCUAGCUGGGGCGGGGCUUGGAAUCGUGUUUGCUUAUUUCUUCUUUAAAUAAACUGCAAAAUGAACAGAAGUGCAAUAUGUAUUUAGACUAUAUUUAAAUAUGUCGAAGUAGUUAAUGUUCCCAUGUUUAAUGUAUGGUAUCGUUGGAUACAAGCAUAACGGCUCAAAGUGACUUAGAUAUUUUGAUUUGAUUUGUUACUCUUUCGAUUCCAACCUUCAGAAAAUGGUUAUUUAAAAUAUGUAAUAUAAUAUCGAUGCAAUUUUAGUGUAAUUAUGCAAAGAAAGUUCUGUUGUGAACUACAUUGAAAACAAGACUUUGAGAAAAAGUACACAAUUUAGUUUGAAAAUAAACUGUGUAUAAAAUG
Mya arenaria is the source of this 2366-nucleotide messenger RNA. RefSeq lists its product as uncharacterized. The record is from RefSeq and is a predicted model, not a curated record. The transcript is spliced from 17 exons. Lineage: Eukaryota; Metazoa; Mollusca; Bivalvia; Myida; Myidae. The coding region runs from base 137 to 2053 and encodes 638 amino acids.